This is a messenger RNA of Toxorhynchites rutilus septentrionalis, 1682 nucleotides long. It is a transcript of the gene Stip1, whose product is annotated as stress-induced-phosphoprotein 1. The transcript has 3 exons. Gene Ontology annotation, molecular function: Hsp90 protein binding. The coding region runs from base 326 to 1321 and encodes 331 amino acids. Lineage: Eukaryota; Metazoa; Arthropoda; Insecta; Diptera; Culicidae. The record is from RefSeq and is a predicted model, not a curated record.
GUGGCUGGUUCAGAGAAUUGCUGCAGAUAUUCGUUACUAAUGGUUUAUGUGCGUGCAAAAACAAACGAAACUUUCAUAAUAAUUGCUCAUAAACCGCGAAACAGUAUGUAAAAUGUGUAGUAAAUUACUAAAAAGUAUUACCUCGAUGCCGAAACAACUAACCUCAUUUUCCUUCUUGGAAUCGGCUCUUGGAUAAUAUUUUGCAGAACGGAAAAAAUAUUUUAAAUACUGGAAAAUUGCAUCGCCUAUUUAGCAAAAACUACUAGUAACAGUUUCGUACACCAGUGAAACAUAUUGGAAAAAGGUUGACAACAAAAAGUCGAAAAUGGCAUCUCGAGAAGAGGAGAAUCUUCCAGAAAACAAGAAGCUAGCUCGCAAGGAAAAAGAAAGUGGUAACUCCGCGUACAAGAAAAAAGAAUUUGGCCCCGCUCUGAGCCACUAUCAAGCGGCCCUUCAGCACGAUCCGACCGACAUCACAUUCCAUAACAACAUCGCUGCAGUGUACUUCGAGAAGAAAGAAUAUCAAAAGUGUAUUGCCGAAUGUGAAAAAGCCGUUGAAGUUGGCCGAGAGAACCGCGCAGAUUAUAAACUGAUCGCAAAGGCUUUCACACGUAUAGGAAAUGCGUACCGAAAAUUGAAUGAUUAUAAAUCUGCCAAAACCUAUUUCGAGAAAAGCCUUUCGGAGCAUCGAACGCCGGAAGUUAAGGCUUUUUUGAGUGAAACCGAGAAGAAGAUCAAAGAACUAGAACGAUUGGAGUAUAUCGACCCAGCAAAGGCCGAGGAGGAGAAAGAAAAGGGUAACGAGUUUUUCAAGAAGGGAGACUACAGUACAGCUGUUAAGCAUUAUACGGAAGCAAUACAGCGCAAUCCUGACGAUGCGAAGUUGUACAGUAACCGGGCGGCAUGUUACACGAAGCUGACCGCUUUCGAUCUUGGCCUUAAAGACUGCGAAACAUGCUGCAAACUGGACGAAACCUUCAUCAAGGGCUGGAUCCGCAAAGGUAAAAUCCUCCAGGUAAUGCAAAAAUCUUCCGAAGCGCUAACCGCUUACCAGAAAGCACUGGAAAUUGACCCUAACAAUCCUGAAGCCUUGGAGGGCUACCGAGCUUGCACAAUGGCUGUGCACUCGGAUCCCAAGGAGGUGUGGAAAAAAGCUAUGCACGAUCCCGAAGUGCAGCAAAUCCUCAAGGAUCCGGCGAUGCGGGUGAUCCUCGAACAGAUGCAGAAUGACCCGAAAGCGGUUCAAGAGCAUCUAAAAAAUCCACAAGUGGCGUCAAAGAUCCAGAAAUUGCUGGAAUCGGGCAUCAUACAAAUAUAUUAGGGAGGUUCCGCUCGGUGUUCAACGGACAAUUGUGUUCAAACAGAAAGUCAAAUAGUUUCCAGACAAAUCGGUACAUACGGAAAAAUGCGUUACUAUUGCAGCGUUUGCUUUUCGGUCAGAAUUCCCUUUUCAUUGGUUUGUCAUAUCUUCUUUCUGCAGUUUUUUUCUCCUUUUCUCUCGCAUAUAAUAACCUACACGAACGAACAAAUGCUAACUUACUGUAAUCAUUAGAAGCAAAGAGAAAUGAAACAUAAACUGAUGUCCUUUACAGCAAAUGUAUUCACUGAACAUAUUGAUAAUAAACAGAAACUGGUGAAAUAAAGCUAGGAAUAUCAAUGAAAUGAACUAUUUUUUAAGCCAA